AUGGCGAAGCUUAGGCUUGAUCAGAUCAAGAAGACGGGAAAAGAACCAAAUCCUAUAGAGACAUUCAAGAAGUUCCAUGUGAAGAAGGGCAAUGGUGAAUUCACCACCCCAAAAGCUCAGACCAUACAUGCUGAAUUGAAGAAUAAGGAAGAUGAGAAGUUGAUUCAAGGGGAAGAGGUGAACCAGUUUGCGAUUUAUGGUGAGGGCUGCAGCAAAAGGUGUGAAGAUGACCGAAGGCAAGAGAAGGCGAAGAAUGAUGAGAUGAUAAGAAUGUUGAAAGAAGAGCUAGUGUAG
Molecule: messenger RNA, 294 nt
Organism: Linum trigynum
Lineage: Eukaryota; Viridiplantae; Streptophyta; Magnoliopsida; Malpighiales; Linaceae
Source: the annotation of a GenBank genome assembly